ACUUCCGCCCUCCUCCUCUUCCUCCCCAUUCGUCGUCUUCGUUUCAAACUCUUCCACCGUCUCUCUCUCUCUCUUUUCCUCCCUGUUUCUCUCUCCCCAACGGAAAGAUGCGACGGAGUUUGAGGACGUUUCUUUUUCCCGCCGCCAUCUCCGUCGCUCUCCUCUGCUCCUUCUACGUCCACCUCUUCCGCGACCUCAUCCCCUUCGCCGACGACGACGGCGCUCCGGCAACGGCCUUCUCCCACGACGCCGCCUUCAACGCCACGCUCACCCACCCCCUCGUCCACCACCACCACCUCGCCGUCCGCGAGCUCCCCCGCUACCAUCCCCGCCGCCUCCCCCCUUCCCCGCCGGAGUCCAUCCUCUUCCCCGACUGGGGAGACCCUCCUCCUCCUCCCCCCUCCCCCUCCCCUCCGCCUUCGCCGAUCAUCGCAACCUCUCCUGCCUCUUCCACAACCGCGCCGUCUCCCCUGCCGGCUUCGUCGGAACCCUCCCCACCUCCCCCGCCCGUGCCGCCUUCCGCUGCCCGAUUCCCAACAGCAUCCGCCGCCUCCGCCCCUUCUACACACCCCGCCUCACCGACCCCACCACCGACUCCGAAUCCGACGGCUACGAUCCCCCAUCCGAGAUGCUCCGGUGGACCCGCCUCGCCUACGAGGCCGUCUCCACCCCCACCGACGUCGUCGUCUUCGCCAAGGGCGUCAACAUCCGCCGGGACGUCAACCGCCCCGCCUCUGACCUCCGCUGCCUCUUCUCCUCCUCCGUCGCCGCCGCCGCCGCCGCCCCCUUCGCCGCCACCCCCGUUACCAGCUCCGCCCAGGAGGUGUUCCGCUGCCCCCACCCCCCGGCCGCGAUCACAAGUACCGACGAGGUCCUCCGCGUCUCCCUCGAGAUCGCGGCCAAGGGCACCCAAAUCCCCUCUCUGGCCAAUUACCACCGGCCACGUGCCCCCCCGCGCACAACCCAUGACCGCUCGCUAAUCUGCGCCUGCACCAUGGUCCACAACGUCGCCAAAUUCCUCGCCGAGUGGGUCGUCUAUCACUCGGCGAUCGGCGUCGAGCGCUUCUUCCUCUACGACAACGGCAGCGAUGAUGACCUGAACUCGGUGGUGAACCGGCUCGGCUCGGACGGGUUCAACGUCUCGACCCGCUUCUGGCCAUGGCCCAAGACCCAGGAGGCCGGCUUCUCCCACUGCGCCGCCAUGAACCGGGACACCUGCACCUGGAUGGCCUUCAUCGACGUGGACGAGUUCAUCUUCUCCCAGUCCUGGGCCGGUUCGGAUGCCCCAAACCUGACCAUGUUGGGUUCGCUCGUGGCGGUCCGACCGGACGUGGGGCAGGUCUCAAUGCGGUGCUUUGAGUUCGGGCCGUCAGGCCGGCGGGCGCACCCGAGAGAGGGCGUGACGCAGGGUUACACCUGUCGGCGGAGGACGGAGGAGCGGCACAAGUCGAUGGUCCGACUCGACGCGGUGCACGACUCGCUGUUUAACUCGGUCCACCAUUUCGGAUUGAAAACCGGAUUCAAUACGAGGUGGACCAAAGGUUCGGGGGCCAGGGUGUACCACUAUAAGUACCAGGCGUGGGAGGAGUUUAAAGUGAAGUUUAGAAGGAGAGUAUCGGCUUACGUGGUGGACUGGAAGGAAUCGGUGAACCCGAGUUCCAAGGACCGGACCCCCGGUCUGGGGUUCGAGCCGGUCGAACCGAAGGGGUGGGCCCAUAGGUUCUGUGAGGUGAAUGAUACCCGGCUCAGGGAGGUGAAUCGGAGGUGGUUCGGACUGGAGGGGCCGGACGGAGAGUAUAGGAUGGCGUGGGAGUAGGGAAGGAUGAGAGAGAAGAGAGAUGGUUUUUUGGUUUUUUAGUGGGUGGGAGGGGGGGUGUCCGGAAAGAGGGAAAGAUAGACUUAUUUUUUUCAAAAAAUAAUAAUGAUUGGAUAAAUUAAAUUAGGGAGACAACAAAAAAGAUAGGUGUUAUACAGAAUUUUUUUGUUUUGUUUUGUUUUACACGAUUACACUUGAUGUUUGUAAAAAGAAUUAUUCAUUGUUGUAAAAAGCGUGCACGGAUAUUAGUUUUAUUUACUUCUCAUUUUCUCUGGGCUUAAUGGCUGAUGUAUGUCAUGGAAGGGUAAUUAUACAAAACACAUGAACGAUUUGUCCAUGGAGGAUAUUCUAUGUAUGUCGCUACAAUGUUUAUG
Molecule: messenger RNA, 2190 nt
Organism: Elaeis guineensis (African oil palm)
Lineage: Eukaryota; Viridiplantae; Streptophyta; Magnoliopsida; Arecales; Arecaceae
Product: glycosyltransferase family 92 protein RCOM_0530710
Cellular component (GO): cytoplasm
Molecular function (GO): glycosyltransferase activity
Source: RefSeq, a predicted model, not a curated record